GGACAGAGCGAUGCCUGUGACAACUUCCGCUGGGAGCCUGCGGAGGAUGCCAAUUUGUACUUGCCCAACUCGAAGAUCACUUGCAAUCAGAACCAACUGAAAUUUGAGGUGCGCGAACCGAAGAACGUGCCGGAGCUGCGCGUGAUGAUGUUCCGCUUGGACUCGCGGAAUCCGGCGAAGACGCCACAUGUGAUGCUGAAUCUUUGGAGCAUCACUCAUACCUCCAAUGCUGUGAUCAUGAGCACCGAGGCCAUUGCAAGCUGGGAGGUGGUGCCUCAGUUGGCGAACGUGCGGGUGAUGCUGGUGGGGCAGCAGAAAGCCGAGAACUCCAUCUCUAACAUGGCGGUCUCCUUCCGCCCUGUUUCGGAUGCGGAUGAGUUGACGUUGGAGGCGCUGCAGCCCACCGGUUUUGACUUCACCGGAGCUACAGCCAUUUCUUUGGGUCAUGAGGUGAUCGCCACAAGCGCAGAGACCAUCCGCAUUCGAGCGUCCAUGUAUGCGGAGAUCAACGUGGACAUCGUGGUGGCCAACUUCAGGUUGGGUUUGAUCGGUGGCGCCACGCUCUUCAAUUUGAUCACCAAGCUGAACAACGGGGACCAGAUGGACGAGGCCCUUCAGUUCCGCUCCGGCUUCCACCUGCCCGGCCGCGUUGCGGUGAAUGGCAAGCAGAUUAGCAGCGAGUACAAGUUGAUGUCGGAGCUCUAUCCAGUGCCGUCUCUUUGGGAGGUGAGAAUGGGAGAAAAUGCCUUGGUCGAGAUGCCCUUCACGGUGACCAUCAACACGGGCUUGGGCGACAUCAUGCGCGUGCGAGCUCCGCCCUAUGAUCUCAAGGGCCAGGACUUCCGAAUCAUCCAGAGCGGUACCGCUGAGAUCAUCACCUCGGAGGUGGUGAGUGCAGCAAGCGGGGAGCUCGUGGCGCGCUUGAGCACCCAGAUCUUCCGCAAUGUCUUGUACGAGGUACAAGUGAAGGUCUUAACUCCAAAGGUGCCCAAUCCCACAGAUGCCAUGUGGAGCAUCGAGCCUGUGGUGGCCAUGGUCGCGUUGGCCGCGUUGGCCACGUUGGCCACGUUGGCCUUGCUGCCGUGUGUGGCAUCGCAGAUCGUGCUCAACGCCUCGGUCCGGGGACUGGGCGAUGCUCAGUUUGGUCAAGGCGGAUGUUCGCAGAAGUUCAACAUGGUCGAAAUCCAGGAGAUGAAGGAGGUGAGUGACCCACAGAAAUGGGUGGAUGCGCACAACUACUACAGGCGCUGCCACGGUGCCCCAGAGCUGCGUUGGGCUCCGGAGCUCUUGGUGACCGCCAGCGCUUGGGUGCACCAGCUGUUAGCGCACUGCGCGACGGGGCAGGACUUAGAGGCUUGGGCAGCAGCAGGAGCGACUCUGGGCCGUCCCCAUGACCCCAAUCUCUUCACCACUGAGAAGCCCCAACAGGCCGAAAACUUGGAUUGCAGGCAGUACGAUUCCAUUCACGAUCCUGAAGCUGCUUCAGUGGAAGCAUGGUACCGCGAGGUGUCCGCAUGCCCCAAAGCUGGUUGGGUGGAUGGCUGCGGCGGGAAGUUGAAUCAUUACACCGCCUUGAUUUGGCGCGACGCGCGGCGCGUGGCUUGCUACGUCGCCCUCCGCGGUGACAUGCGCGUGGUCAGCUGUCGCUUCGCGGCGGAGGGUGACGACACCACGGGGUGCCAGGUGCCGAAUACCGUGGGGCCGCCAGGCAGUGAGGGGUGCCAGUUGGGCGCAGGGGUGGCAGACCAUCUGCCCGAAGUGCCCAGAUUGAAGAAGGAUUGCCCUGCCAUCUCCGCCGCCUUUCCAAGCCCUUCGCGGCCCGCCGCGCCCGUCAAACAGCCGGCACAAGCGCCGCUUGGCGCGCCACAAGCCGCAGCACAUGGAGCGGGGCUGGGAUGCGUGGACAAUGCGUGCAUGGUGAGUUGCAUUCCGCGCGGCCGCUUGGGCGCCUGCGAGCGCUGUCUCCAUUCAGAGCAAUGUUCAACUGGCAUGUAUUGCUGUCCUUUCAUGAAGAAGUGCGUUGCAAGCGGGAAACAGCAAUGCAUGACACCCAUCGCUUUCUGUCAGCCUCCCUGCAUGGAUGACCAGCCUUUGUCUGAGUGCAAGUGCAAUCCCAAGGGAUCUCCAGAUCUCUUCCCAGAGGGCUGGCAGAAAGCCACCUGUGCAGCCGGUCAGAGUCCCGUGGCCGUGACGACGACGCCCAAACCCAGCUCGCCACCUGCGAAGUUGAUCUUCACGGGAAUUAAGGAUGUGAAGCAAUGGAAUUCCAUCAGUGAGCAGAUCGGCAAACACAUGCAAGGUUGGAAAGCCACCAGAAUGUGCGCCAGCAUCGAGGCCACCACUCCAUCUCCGGAGCAACAGGACGUGUUUUUGUCUGCCAAAGGUGUCUUUGUGUUUCAGUUCAGCGACAUGUCGACCUUGAACGCACAGUUGGCACAACUGGAUGGGAUCACGCCAAGCUUCCAAGUAAUCAGUCAAAAAGAGGUGGAUCAGGUUUGCGCCAACAACCAACGCUUGUUCAGCACCAAUGUGGCACCCAUCGCAAGUGACGGAACGCGUUUCGGAGCUGCGCUACCGCGGGUGCCAACGGGGCCUGGGUUAACCCUUCGCUCAUCCCAUCUCCUCCUUGUUCAAGCCAUGUCGCGAAGAUCUGGCUCUGGAUAUGCUGGCUACGGCUCAUUUGGUCGUGGUGGAAACGGUGGAGGAAGUCAGUGGGGAGGGCAGCGAUCGGGCCCCAACAUGGCACACAACCCUUAUGUGGUGCAGAUGCCGAAGUUCCUGGAGCCCAUUGCAGAAGGUCCUGAGCCGGAGGAUCAAUCGAUGAUCGUCGUCGACUGCCGUGACGAUCGCAUGGUCUCGCCUUUCCAAACUUGGUUAGUGUCUGAGAUCAUGGCAAACGCUGCCAGCUCGAUCAACGUGCUCACGGAGAGAGACCAGGUCAUGCCUCCCAACUCAGGCUUCCAUCUGGCUCUUUUUGGAAACUACACGUUGGACGGCAUCAAGGUCGUGGUGGCGAUCUCGAUCGAGUCGUUCACGGGGAACACUUGCGGUGGAUGGGACGCCAGCACUGCCCGUGCACUGUCCCAUCCCGCAUUCCAGCCUUUCAGCUGGCCUAUGCUCCGCGAUACGUCUGCCUCCUACAUGGAUGUCAAGAUCUACAAUGGGAACGAGAUCUUGUUCCACUGGAUCUUCAGGGGGUUCAGAUCUGACACCGACCUCACGGUUCAGCAGCAGUUCGUGGACGAGUUCUUUGUCCGCGAAGCCAGCAAAGGUCAGCCUAGGCUUUCAGUUGUGGUCGCAGUGUUCAUGGGCUGGAGAGUCUCAGUUCUGAGCUUUGAGUGUGGCGGUCGAACUUAUUCGAUCGGACCACAGGGCUCAGUGGUAGCUGGCGACUCAGCUCGUUCGAGAUUUGAGUUGAGGGUGUGUUCACGGUCCUCAGAUGACGCGGUUGGGAAUGAUGCCGAUCGCAUUGAGAUGAGGUUCCGGGACGCCAACAACCGCAUCGAUCUGAAGUGCUCUCGCACGUCGGUUCCCGGCACUUGGCUCACUGUCUCCCACAUCUCGGGGCCAACUUUGAUCCAAACCAUCAAGUCGGUCCGCGAGAACAAGGCGAGGGUCGAGGGGCCGGAGCAGACUGAGCAGUUCGCCCAGCUCGCGGCCGUGCAUGAGAACUGGUGGAAGAGCUCAGUUGCCAGUGGUGAAGACGAUGUCGGUGUCAAGGUCGCCUUCGUCGAUCACCUGGAACCUGGAGGUAAAUUUCACAGCCACAGUGAGUGA
Messenger RNA from Cladocopium goreaui, 3777 nucleotides. The record is from the annotation of a GenBank genome assembly. Lineage: Eukaryota; Dinophyceae; Suessiales; Symbiodiniaceae.